UCCUCAUAUCCAUCAGCGGGACACUACGCUGGUCAUUGGCUUGGAGAUAACUCGGCGAGUUGGUCUGAUCUUAAGACGUCGGUCAUCGGUAUUCAAGAAUUCAACAUUUUUGGUGUACCAUAUAUUGGAGCUGAUAUUUGUGGUUUUCUUGGCAACACCACGGAAGAGUUGUGUCUUCGUUGGCAACAACUUGGAGCUUUCUAUCCAUUCUCAAGAAAUCAUAAUGACAAAGCCGCACUGCCACAACAUCCCACUAUGUGGCCUAGCGUUCAAGAAGCUACUCGUGAAGCGAAUUUGUUCAGAUAUGAGUACUUGCCGUAUCUUUAUCUGUAAGUAUUCAUUCUAUCAUAUGGAUUAG
Anisakis simplex (herring worm) is the source of this 358-nucleotide messenger RNA. NCBI's taxonomy places the organism in Eukaryota, Metazoa, Nematoda, Chromadorea, Rhabditida, Anisakidae. The record is from the annotation of a GenBank genome assembly.